Messenger RNA from Medioppia subpectinata, 545 nucleotides. Lineage: Eukaryota; Metazoa; Arthropoda; Arachnida; Sarcoptiformes; Oppiidae. The record is from the annotation of a GenBank genome assembly.
CCUUCCUCGACGAAGGCUUCCUAUUGGAUAAGAAGAUAGGCGUUCAUCAGCCGAAGCGCAUAGAAAAGGCCCGAAUACUGAUCGCCAACACUCCUAUGGACACCGAUAAGAUCAAAGUGUUUGGCGCCAAAGUGAAAGUGGACUCAAUUGCAAAAGUGGCCGAAAUAGAGUUGGCCGAGAAGGAGAAGAUGAAGGACAAAGUGGACCUCAUUCUCAAGCAUAACAUCAAUGUGUUUAUCAACCGACAGCUGAUCUACAACUAUCCGGAACAGCUGUUCUCGGACGCGGGUGUGAUGGCCAUCGAACACGCGGACUUUGACGGCAUUGAACGCUUAGCGCUCGUCACCGGCGGUGAGAUUGUCUCCACGUUUGGUAAUCCCGAAAAAGUGCGUUUAGGUCAAUGCGAUCUCAUCGAAGAGAUUAUGAUCGGUGAGGACAAGCUGUUGAAGUUCUCGGGCGUACCGCUGGGCGAGGCGUGUACUAUAGUGUUGAGAGGGGCCACACAGCAGAUCCUGGACGAGGCCGAGCGCUCCCUUCACGACGCC